Messenger RNA from Penicillium alfredii, 1008 nucleotides. RefSeq lists its product as uncharacterized. The record is from RefSeq and is a predicted model, not a curated record. Bases 1 to 1008 code for a protein of 335 amino acids. NCBI's taxonomy places the organism in Eukaryota, Fungi, Ascomycota, Eurotiomycetes, Eurotiales, Aspergillaceae. The transcript is spliced from 3 exons. Gene Ontology annotation, molecular function: iron ion binding; monooxygenase activity; oxidoreductase activity, acting on paired donors, with incorporation or reduction of molecular oxygen.
AUGGGACUGGGCCUACAAUUCAUAUCGGCGCUCAAGCUGACGCUAGGCUUGUAUAUCGUUUACAAGCUGUUCGGCUUCGUCCGGUUUUAUAUCUAUGCGCGACGGGCCGGGUUCCCCGUUUACACAUCGCCAUGGCUCUCCAAGAGUAUUCCGUUCUUGGUUCUGGCCCCAGUUCUACAGCCACUUUUAAAGCACAUCUUCCCUGAAUGGGUGUACGACCGUUUCGACAUUCUCGUCCAUGGGUGGGAAUUCCGUGGCGGGCAAAGGCUACCUAUAAUGCCGCGCGCACUGCAGAUGCUGGGAUAUCAAUUGCAGAAAAUCCCCGAGUACACCCAUUCGGUGCUCGAAGAGGAGAGAAAAGUCAUGGAGAGCGGGUCCGGCGCUCGCAACAAUUUCCUAAGCUUGUUGCUGCGCCUGUCGGAUGAAGAGAAACGUCGCCAGAGUGGUUUCUCGCUGUCGGACGAAGAGCUCAGCGGCAAUCUCUUCGUCUUUACAACCGCGGGCUUUGAAACGGUUUCCAACACAAUGGGGUAUGCGGUCACAAUGCUUGCUGCACAUCCGGAAUAUCAAGCCUGGAUUCGUGAAGAGUUGCAAGAUCUCGACAUGGACUCAACGACAUGGGCUUAUGAUGAUGUGUUCCCAAAAUGCAAGAGAACCUUAGCUGUCAUGUUAGAAACAUUACGUCUUUUCUCACCAGUCCAUCACAUCAUGCGGUCUACUCGCGAGCCGCAACAACUACUUAGUGACCGAGGAACCCAUCUUCUCCUCCCUCCUAUGGACCUUUUCGUGGGCGUGACAAUUAUUCACAAGGACCCCCGAUACUGGGGUCCGGAUCCCGAGGUUUUCCGGCCAUCUCGAUGGAUUGAUGCCACGGGCCAAAUAAUCACCCCGGCCACGGGGACCUUUAGGCCAUGGUCCGGCGGCCCGAGGGUUUUGCCCUGGCCUCAAGAUGUCCGAGGUGAAGUUUGUCGCUACCAUAGCCACUCUAUUCCGGUCUGCAAAGUGUGA